This is a messenger RNA of Hyaena hyaena (striped hyena), 1476 nucleotides long. It is a transcript of the gene CASP3, whose product is annotated as caspase 3. The record is from RefSeq and is a predicted model, not a curated record. Bases 96 to 932 code for a protein of 278 amino acids. The transcript is spliced from 7 exons. Gene Ontology annotation, cellular component: cytoplasm. Gene Ontology annotation, biological process: keratinocyte differentiation; erythrocyte differentiation; positive regulation of apoptotic process. Lineage: Eukaryota; Metazoa; Chordata; Mammalia; Carnivora; Hyaenidae.
GGGCCGCGGGCUGAGGGCUAGACCAAUCUAGCCUGUGCGGUGAGGACCAAGUCGGUGGCAGUUGUGUGGAGACUGUGUGCGCGUUAGAAGUACCCAUGGAGGGCAGUGAAAACUCAGUGGAUGCAAAAUCCAUUAAAAAUUCAGAACCCAGAAAGAUCUUCCAUGGAAGCAAAUCAAUGGACUCCGGAAUAUACUUGGACAACAGUUACAAAAUGGAUUAUCCUGAAAUGGGUUUAUGUAUAAUAAUUAAUAAUAAGAACUUUCAUGAAAGUACUGGAAUGCCAUCUCGCUCUGGUACAGAUGUGGAUGCGGCGAACCUCCGGGAAACCUUCACAAACUUGAAAUACGAAGUCAGGAAUAAAAACGAUCUUACACGUGAACAAAUCGUGGCAUUGCUGGACAGUGUGUCCAGAGAAGAUCAUAGCAAGAGGAGCAGUUUUGUUUGCGUGCUUCUAAGCCACGGUGAUGAAGGAAUCAUUUAUGGAACAAAUGGACCUCUUGACCUGAAAAAAUUAACAAGUUUCUUCAGAGGGGACUAUUGUAGAAGUCUAACCGGCAAACCCAAACUUUUCAUUAUUCAGGCCUGUCGAGGCACAGAACUGGACUGUGGCAUUGAGACUGACAGUGGUACCGAGGAUGACAUUGCCUGUCAGAAAAUCCCAGUGGAAGCCGACUUCUUAUAUGCGUAUUCUACAGCCCCUGGUUACUACUCCUGGCGAAAUUCCAAGGAUGGAUCCUGGUUCAUCCAGUCACUUUGUUCGAUGCUCAGACUAUAUGCUCACAAGCUUGAGUUCAUGCACAUUCUUACUCGGGUUAACCGAAAGGUAGCUCUAGAAUUUGAGUCCUUUUCUCUUGACUCUGUUUUUCAUGGAAAGAAACAGAUUCCGUGUAUUGUAUCUAUGCUCACAAAAGAACUGUAUUUUUAUCACUAAAGAUGGAUGAUUUUUUUUCAUUUUUUUUUAGUUUGUAUGCCAAGUGACGAAAACUUGGUUUUCCUCUCUCAGUUAGAUGUAAUCUAAUACUUCAGGUGGUAUUGUGGAACAUGCCACUUUCAUAGCAACAGAAUUAUGAGGCUACCUCAAACUCAGAAUCAGGUAGUUGAAAUCACAUUUAAUUAGGGAUGAAUAAAAGUGGAUACUGGCACAAUCAUUAUGAGGGGAAAUGUUUGUAAAUAAACUGCUCUCGUAAUUAGCAAGUUGUAGUGAUGCUAUGUGAUGAAUUUUUAAGUAAAUAUGAAAACGUUAAACACAGUAGUUAGGAAGUUCAGUGAUACUGGUGUGCUGUCAUGUGAGAGUAUGAACUCUGGCUUCUGUCACCCCACAGACUUGCUGAUGUGGAAUGAGAAACCCUAGAGUGUGGGGGGACCUGUGGGCUUGGUCAAAGUCUUCAAGACCUACCUUGAUUUUAGAAUCCGUAUUUGGAGACAAGUCAACUGUAUUUUUAGAUCGUUUGAGUGCAUGGUUUUGUGAUGUUGGU